Molecule: messenger RNA, 1661 nt
Organism: Sesamum indicum (sesame)
Lineage: Eukaryota; Viridiplantae; Streptophyta; Magnoliopsida; Lamiales; Pedaliaceae
Product: NAD(P)-binding Rossmann-fold superfamily protein
Source: RefSeq, a predicted model, not a curated record
UAGAUACGCUGAAAUGCUUAAGGAGAAAGCCAGAAUUCUUUCCUAUAAAUAAGGAGAUUGCUUAAAAGUGCUCAUUCGUGUGAAUUAUUAGGCUGUUUGCUAUAAAUGGUAUCAUCGAUUCUUUCUAUUAUUUACAUUCAUUGUGCUAAUCAAUCAAGAAACUAUGGCUCUAGAAGAUACAAAAUACACAUGUGUAGCAGCCAUCUUUGGAGUGACUGGGCUGGUGGGGAAGGAACUCGCAAGAAUGCUUCUUGCGACACGUAAAUGGAAGGUUUAUGGUAUUGCUCGCCGGCCAGACAACAUCGAGAUGGUACGGCAGCGUCCUGGCUACCAUUUCAUUUCGUGCGACCUCCUUAGCCCUUUGGAAACACAGGCAAAGCUCCCGUCUCUAUUAGAGGACAUAACCCACAUAUUCUGGGUCACUUGGGCUAGCCAGUUUCCUCUGGAUAGCUCUGAGUGUUACGAGCAGAAUAAGGCCAUGAUGGCUAACGUCCUUAAUGCCGUCCUCCCAAACGCCAAGGCGCUAAGGCACGUUUCUCUCCAGACUGGGACUAAGCAUUACGUCUCGUUGCAAGGUAAUUCUCUUGGCAAAGAAGUCGGCCACUAUGAAGAGAAAUCCCCAAGGGUGGCUACAGGGUAUAACUUUUAUUACGCCCUUGAAGACUUGCUGCAAGAUAGACUGCCGAGUCAUAAGGUGGCUUGGACGAUUCACAGGCCUGGACUGAUCAUGGGUUGCUCUCGGGCUACUUUGUACAAUUUCAUUGGCAGCAUAUGUGUAUAUGGAACUAUCUGUAAGUAUCUGAACCUCCCGUUUCUUUUCGGGGGCACUAAAGGAUGCUGGGAAGAAAUGUGCAUCGACGCCUCUGAUGCACGUCUUGUGGCCGAGCAACACGUUUGGGCUGCUACUAGUGAUGAUCCAGCCGUGCAGCGACCUGGUAGUGGGCAAGUUUUCAAUGCGGUAAAUGGUGAACCUUAUUCAUGGAAGGAGAUCUGGCCGGCUAUCGGUGCUAAGCUUGGGGUGGACGGGCUAGAGAAGUGCACGUUUUGUGGGGAUUUGAUGUUUUCAUCUGCCAUGGCUGACAAAGGAGGGGUUUGGAAAGAAAUAGUCGCAAAGGAGGGGCUCGUGCGCACUGAGAUGGAAGAAUUGGCUAACUGGGACUUUCUUGAUAUUUUGUUCCGAUGUCCUAUGAAGAUGUUGGCUACUAGACAGAAGGCUGAUCUGAUGGGAUUCAAGACUAGGUACCAUGUUUUGGAUUCGAUAUUGUAUUGGAUUGAUGUGAUGAGGGCCGAGAAAUAUAUCCCGUGAUCAUUCAACUAUGUAGCAGUUCAGCUAUGGAGAUGAGAGGUGGUGCUUGGGAUGAGGUGCACCACUAAGUUGGUCUGGCCCUCAAAAUAUUUCUGAAUCAAGAAUGUGUAUAAAUAAGGAUGGGAUUUAGUACUUUGAUUUUAUGAGUUUGUUUUGAAGUGGUUUUCUUUUAUCAAUUUGUGGAAGGAAGGGCAGAAGUAUUCAUGUAAUUUAUGGCCAAAUCCUCGUGCUCUCAGCUGAUACAUUCCCCCACUUCUACAAGUCUCAUGUUGGUAGUUAACUAUGAACAGAUAUUGGCAAUAUUUGCUUGUAUUUUGGGAGUAUAUUUUGUAAUUCUGAUAUUAAUUGUUUUUUA